ACAAAGAUGGCAGUGUAGAUUAAGGGAAGGACUAUCGAAGAGACUCUGUAGCAAACUGAUAACUUUUAGGCUUUCCGGCGAAUCCGGAUCGCGUCGGAGUGGCUCGGUUGCGAUCGGAAGGUGGACCGGAGGAGAAGAGCCCGGCUGGGUCUCGGAGAGUCGCUGUGCGCGUGCUGUCACGGCGGAUAACGGCACUAUACAACAGCCUGUUGUUUUGUUGAGGCUUAGCUGUUUUUUCUCCCUCUUCACAAGCUGAGAGCUGAAGCUUACCUGAGAGCUAUCCAAAAAAACACAGGCAUCCAUGCACGCCAAACCGCAGUAAAACACAGAUGAAUUUCUGCUCACUGUCCCAUAACUUAGUGUCAUAUUACCCAAAAUUUACCUAUUUGAACUGACGCUUGAUGGUUUGCAGCUGAGUGCAUUGUUGGCUGUCCAGACCCCCAUCAUUACAGGCCAAGUAGCUUGAAAAAUCCUGGAAAUCUCACCCUGACAAUCAGCGGAUCCUGUGCUCGGUCAGCCCAAAUAUCCCCCGUGACUCAGUCGGAUGUCUUCGAUGGAAGAGCGGAUGGAAUUAGGCGUCGCGGCCGCCCCGGGCUCCUCAUCCUCGGGUCUGGGUGUCGGUCCUGUGGGGGGCGCCCUGGACGCUGGCCCGGGGAGCGCCGGACUGGCGGGUAUCCAGGAGGAGUCCGGUGUGCGGAGAGACGGUUCGGGUUCCGAGGCCGACCCGGACGCGCCGCCCAAGAAGCGCGUGAGGCAGCAGGAAGGAGAAGCGGGGAAGCUCGAGGAGCGCCUGUACUCGGUGCUGUGCUGCACGGUGUGUCUGGACCUGCCUAAAGCCUCGGUGUACCAGUGUACAAAUGGGCACCUGAUGUGCGCAGGCUGCUUCAUCCACCUGCUUGCUGAUGCGCGUCUAAAAGAGGAGCAGGCCACGUGUCCCAACUGCCGCUGUGAGAUCAGUAAGAGUCUGUGUUGCAGGAACCUGGCGGUGGAGAAAGCCGUGAGUGAACUGCCCUCUGAGUGCAGCUACUGCCUCAAACAGUUCCCUCGAUCCAGCCUCGAGCGCCAUCAAACAGAGGAGUGCCAGGACAGAGUGACGCAGUGCAAGUACAAGCGGAUUGGCUGCCCGUGGCAGGGGCCGUUCCAUGAGCUCAGCGCUCAUGAGGCAGAGUGUUCCCACCCAUCCAAAACCGGCAUGGAGCUGAUGGGCAUCCUGGAUGAGAUGGACCAGAGCCAUCGCAGAGAGCUACAGCUCUACAACAGCAUCUUCAGCCUGCUGUGCUUUGAGAAGAUCGGUUUUACAGAGGUGCAGUUCCGGCCGUACCGCACUGAUGACUUCAUCACGCGACUGUACUAUGAGACGCCGCGCUUCACAGUGCUAAACCAGACCUGGGUGCUGAAGGCACGGGUCAAUGACUCGGAGCGCAACCCCAACCUGUCCUGCAAACGCACGCUGUCCUUCCAGCUCAUCCUGAAGAGCAAAGUGAACUCUGCACUGGAGUGCUCCUUCCUGCUCCUGAAGGGCCCGUACGAUGAUGUGAAAAUCAAACCUGUCAUCCAGCACCACGUCUUCUCCAACGACGCCAACGAAACCGAGUACGCCCUGCUGCCCAUCAGCGACAGCGUGGAGUGCAACAAGCUGCUGGCUGCCAAAAACAUCAACCUCCGCCUCUUCAUUUUUCAGAUCCAGAAAUAGAGGCACGAGACGACGGGAAUGGAAGAAACGGAUCAGAAGACAGUAGGAGGAAGAGGGGAUGGUGUGAACAAUGAAGAAGCAAAGAGGGGAGACAAGCACCACUGAACCACAGAUACCUCUACGAGAGCAAAAGAAGGAUGAAUACGACCCAUCAGUACUGCAGUAGAUUGUUUGUUUGUGUGUGAGUGUGUGUUGUUGCUGGUUAGCUUUCAGACCCUCUACAGCCAAAAAAAAAAGUCAACAGUCUCAUCCAGCACCCUGCUGAUGUCUCAUUGACAGAGCGGGACGGGCCUGAAUGAACAACACCAAGAGUCUGGGACUGUAUUUGUGUGUUUUUUGGGCCUGUUUGUAUGGAUGUCAAGUCAGUAAAGACCAACAAGAUGAGUGAUAUAAGGAACCAGGCUGAGCGAGUGCUAGAGAUAGAGACCGGUGUAGUGCAACCAAUCAUUCAGGCAGCGUUCAACUCUGCGUUUGUGUGUUUUCACUCAGUUUUCAGACCUUCCUCUCAAGGCUUUCCCACAGACGCUGCGGCGCAGUGGCCGCAACUGCUUUAAGUGUAUUUUUGUAUGUGAAGGUGGCCAUUUUCAUUGAAGUGCAGUACAGUUAAGCUGAACAAAAUGGCUGCUGAACCCACAACCCGAAGAAUGCGUUUUGCAUGUUUUUAGUUUUUCAGUGUGCUCUCUGGAAUGCACAGUUUUAGUUGUGUAGCAUAAAAGCCUUGUAAUCUAACUUAAGUUUGACCUUAUUAACAUGUUUAUUUAAGAACCUGUGAAUCUUGCCUUUCCCCCCACCUAUGAAUUGUUUUCCUCAUUAUCUUUUCCUGUUUAACCCCCCUGGUUUGUGAACACAGGUACAUUUCUCACUUCAUGAUGUCAUUGGGUUAUAGAUAUUUAUAUUUAUUGCUUUUAUUUAACCUGUAUUAAUAAAUGAGGUAACGAGAUUUCUCACUCACUGCGAGACUGGAAAGAUUUGAUUUUGAGCCAUUGUUACAGACCCCUUCCCUUCUUCCACCCUCAUCCACACACACACACACACACAGACAAAUGACCUUCUUUCAUACCUUCAUUAAAAAUGCACACACACACACACACACGCAAAGCUGGGGGUUACAAAAGAGCCAAUGGGGUGAUCGGAUCUCAGUUCGGAUGAACGUGGCUGUGACUUAGUUUUGACAUACUUGAAUUCAUGAACGACAGAACUACAAACAGUUGAGCUGAUCUGGCAGAGACUGUCACUUCUGAUUAGAGGAGUUUAGUUUAAACUGUUUCUGCAUUUAAAAGCUUUUAAUUCUCACUCUGGCUGUAUAUGUGCCUUUCUAUUAAAGCUCAUUUAAACUUG
Molecule: messenger RNA, 3031 nt
Organism: Cyprinus carpio (common carp)
Lineage: Eukaryota; Metazoa; Chordata; Actinopteri; Cypriniformes; Cyprinidae
Product: zinc finger TRAF-type-containing protein 1
Cellular component (GO): nucleus
Molecular function (GO): zinc ion binding
Source: RefSeq, a predicted model, not a curated record